This is a messenger RNA of Aedes albopictus (Asian tiger mosquito), 7199 nucleotides long. RefSeq lists its product as uncharacterized. Lineage: Eukaryota; Metazoa; Arthropoda; Insecta; Diptera; Culicidae. Bases 650 to 6436 code for a protein of 1928 amino acids. The record is from RefSeq and is a predicted model, not a curated record. Gene Ontology annotation, molecular function: nucleic acid binding. The transcript is spliced from 4 exons. Gene Ontology annotation, biological process: DNA integration.
CUAAUGCAGAAGAAAAAUGUAAAUAAACGAAAAACGAAGAGAUCAAUCUUUCGCCAUUGCAAUCAAGUUGUAAAACAAAAUUGUUUGCUAAGUUAGCUAGUGUAACAAAAAUUAGUUUAAUCGCUUUAACAACUGGCUUUCAGUUACAAUUGAGUGUGGAUAUCGUCGGAUAGUGUUCAGUUCUUGGUUCGGUUGAAUUCUCGUGAGUAUAAGUUAAAAAGAAAAAUAAUUAAGAGUUUGAUGGAAAUUGCUAUGAAAUGAUUAUGAUUUCUUACCCAUAGGACCAGUGGCUGAUAAAAAUCAUCCCUAUAAGAUCGUGGUAAAAUUGUCGUUUCGAAGAGCUAGACACGUAAAACCGUCAUAUCCAGCGGAGCAACAUUAGGGUAGUUGUACCAGUGUUCGACACCCUAGAGAAGUGCCCAAAGAAUAAAAGGAAACCACUUUAUUGUGAGUAGACAUAGUUAGGUUUUUGAAAAUAGUUUAUAUUAAUGAAAAAUAAAUAAUAUUAUAGUUUGAGCGUUGCUACAAAAAUCGUAAGCUGCUACUGAAAUUUGGUUUCCCUUCGGGAACAUUCUCAAAAAUAAAGUGACACCCGCGAAGUGAUUCCCGCGUAGUGAAGUGUCUAGUGAGGAGUGAAACCUGCAGCAAGAUGGCUUCCGAUGCAGAAUCCACCCACGACCAAACCAUCAUGGACCUGACGGCAACUCCGUGCGCCAUCUGUGGCCCGUCUACGCGCGACGAAGUUAUGGUCGGAUGUGACGGAUGCGCGGAAUGGUUCCACAUCCGUUGCGUGGGCAUCGAGGAGGGCAAACUGCCGAAGAAGUGGUACUGCCAAAGCAAGGCCUGCCAGGAGAAGGCCCAGGAGUACCACCAGAAGCAGAAGGACGCCAAGAAGCAGGCUCGCACCCGGAAAAACGGCAACGAGUCUGACAAAUCCAGCGUCAGCUCUCGCCUAGCUUCGUCUAGCGUGGAAGCGAAGGUGCGAGCGCUAGAGGAGAAGCAGAAGCGCCAAUACGAGGAGAUGGAGGCGGAACUGCUGCUGCAGAAAAAGGAAAGGGAGAUGCAGCGUGCGUUCGAGCAGCGAAAAAUGGAAUUGGAGCUGCAGAUGCGCGCUGAGGAACAAGAGGAGCAAAGAGCUUGGCAAGCGGAAAUGCUCCAGAAGAAGAAGGAACAGAUUCGGCAGAUGAAGGCGGACCAAGACUCGUUCGAGCUGCAGAUGGCAGCCAUGGAUAAGGAGUUGGCGGAACUGUCGGCUCAAAAAUCCAAACUGGAGCCGAAAGUAGUCGCGGGUGCUUCAAAAGCGGGCCAUUCCGGCAAAGUCGACCAAAAUGUGUUGAAGCUGAGCAAGGCGAACGUGAGGAAGCUAGCGCAAAGCUACGAAAGCUCCGAAGAGGAUGAGGAGGACGACGAUUCCGGUGAUUCGGAUCUGCAGAGCCAGAGUUCGGACUCGUCGAUGGAGCGCAAGGCGAAACUGAAGACGUACAAGAAAGUGGGAAGUGUCAGCCAAGACGGGCUGGGGCAGCAGCAGACCGGACCGACAAAGGCCCAGCUGGCCGCGAGGAAGGGGUUAACGUACAAACUCCCAAAAUUCUCCGGCAAACCAGCGCAGUGGCCAUUGUUUUUCGCGGCCUACAAAGCGUCCAAUGAGGCCUGUGGUUACAUGAACCACGAGAACCUGAUGCGACUUCAGGAAGCGCUGGAAGGUGACGCUCUGGAACUGGUAUCUGGGCAGUUACUGCUUCCCGAAUCCAUCCCGCAGGUCAUCGAGAAGCUGCGCCGACACUUCGGCCGCCCGGAACAACUGCUCCAAAGCCUAUUGGACAAAGUGAACCGGCUGGAACCCCCGAGGGCGGACAAUUUGAGGAGUUUUGUUCCAUUCGGAAAUACGGUGGAGCAACUCUGUGGCCAUCUGGAGGCCGCGGAUCUGAAGCAGCACCUUGUUAACCCGCUGUUGAUCAAAAGCCUUGUCGCCAAGCUACCAGAUCGAGAGAAGCGGGAAUGGGUCCAUUACCGGAGGGGCCACGGGGAAACAACCUUGCGAACGCUGACGGAUUUCUUAAUGGACAUCGUCGCAGACGCCUGCGAAGCCAACGUGGAUGUCGAGUUCGUGCCCUCUCCGCCGUCCAAAGGAAUUGCACCAUCCAGAAAAAAGAUGCCGAAGGAGAAAGGUGGACUAUACAGCCACAGCGAAGCCAGCGCAUCGGCCGCCAACGCCGGCGAGGAAAAGGUAUUGAAGCCCUGCAAACAAUGUAGGAGGACAGAUCAUCGGCUGCGACACUGCGGCGAAUUCAAGAAACUGCGGUAUGCGGAUCGGCUUAGGCUGGUGAACCGGGAGAAGCUGUGCCACGUGUGUCUGAAUGAACAUGGAGGGCAGUGCAAAUUCAAAAUCCGCUGCAACAUCGGUGACUGUCGAGACUUCCACAAUCCGCUGAUGCAUCCGGUCGGAAACACGGUCGGGCUAAGUGCACACAUCCGGACAAACUGCACGGUAUUGUUCCGGAUCGUUCCGGUGCAGCUGCACUACGGUGGAAAAACGGUGUCAGUGCUGGCGUUCCUGGACGAAGGUGCUUCCGUCACGCUGGUGGAGAAAAAGCUCGCCGACCGUCUGGGCGCGGUCGGAGUACAAGAGCGAUUGACCAUCCGGUGGACGGGAAACAUGUCAAGAGUGGAGGAUUCCCGAAGGAUGAGCCUGUGGGCGUCGGGAACAGGCGCAGCCGCCGGCAAGAUGCGGUUGCACACGGUGCACACUGUGGGAAAAUUGAUGCUGCCGCACCAAAAGUUGGAUUCGCAGGAGCUUGCCGCACAGCACGAACAUAUGCGAGGGCUGCCCAUCGAGUCGUACGACGGACAGCCGCAGUUGCUGAUUGGAGCGAACAACAUCCACUCGUUCGCGCCGAUAGAAGCAAAAGUGGGUACGCCCAUGGAACCGAUUGCGGUUCGAACUAAGUUGGGAUGGACGGUGUAUGGGCCGCGGCAAACAACCUCGUCGGCGGCCGGUAAUUAUCUCGGCUACCACCAGCAGAUUACCAACGAGGACCUGCACGAGCUGCUAAAAAGCCACUACGCGCUGGAAGAGUCAGUGGUGGCAAUCCCGCAGGAAACAGCAGAGGAGAAACGCGCCCGGGAAAUACUGGAGCGAACCACCAAACGCGUCGGUGACCGCUUCGAAACCGGACUGCUGUGGAAGACGGACGAUCCACGAUUCCCGGACAGCUACCCGAUGGCGGUUCGCAGAAUGAAGCAGUUGGAAAAGCGACUCGACAAGAAUCCGAAGCUGAAGGAGAACGUCUGCAAGCAGAUCGACGAGUACCAGCAGAAGGGGUACGCACAUCUCGCUACCGCCGAAGAACUGGCCGGUACUCCCGCCGACCAAACGUGGUAUCUGCCGAUCAACGUCGUUCAAAAUCCGAAGAAGCCCGAGAAGAUCCGUUUAGUCUGGGACGCAGCGGCGGCCGUGCAAGGAGUAUCCCUAAACUCACAGCUGCUGUCAGGACCGGACAUGCUCGUCCCACUCAUCAAAGUGCUCUGUGGUUUUCGCGAAUGGCGGAUUGCCUUCGGUGGAGACUUGAAAGAGAUGUUCCACCAGCUGCAGAUUCGCUCCGAGGACAAGCAGAAACAACGUUUCGUCUUCCGAAAAGAUCCGGAAGAACCACCACAAAUCUACGUCAUGGAUGUGGCGACAUUUGGGUCGACGAGCUCCCCCUGCUCGGCUCAAUACGUUAAGAACCGGAACGCCGAAGAGUUCGCCGCUCAGUACCCUGAAGCGUCGGUUGCCAUAAUACGUCGACAUUACGUCGAUGACUACUUCGACAGCGUCGACAUCGAAGAAGAAGCAGUGAAGCUGGCGCAGGAAGUCCGGUUCGUCCACAAACAGGGCGGAUUCGAAAUCCGCAACUGGGUUUCCAACUCGCCAAUAGUUCUGCGCAGUCUAGGAGAGGAGAAGCCGGCGGCGCCGGUACAUUUCAGCCGUGACAAACAGACGGCCAAUGAGAGAGUCUUGGGAGUGAUCUGGGAUCCGAACACGGACCAGUUUGCGUUUUCAACGACGCACCGCGAAGAGUUGAUGCCGUACCUGUACGAGGGGAAGCGGCCGACGAAAAGACUAGUCGCCAGUUGUGUGAUGGGAUUCUUCGAUCCGCUCGGAUUGCUGUCGCCGUUCACCAUCCACGGCAAGAUCAUCAUCCAGCAUCUGUGGCGGUCCAAGUGCGACUGGGACGAGGAAAUCGAUCCCAAUUCCUGGGAGCUGUGGAAGCGGUGGACGAGUUUGUUACCGGAGGUCGAAGCUAUCAGGAUUCCACGUUGCUAUCUUGGCGACGCUAGAUCAAUCGAAGUCAAUUCGUUGGAACUCCACAUCUUCACCGAUGCCAGCGAACACGGAUACGGCUGCGUAGCAUAUCUGCGAGCAGUCAUCGACGGGAACGUCCACUGCAGCCUGAUGAUGUCCAGGGCUAAAGUGGCACCGGUCAAACGGCAGUCGAUUCCCCGUCUGGAGUUGAUGGGCGCGGUGAUGGGGGCCAGGAUGAACCAAGCCGUUCUGGACACUCACUCCUAUCAAAUCAACCGCACCGUUUUCUGGACAGACUCGCGCACCGUAUGCAGUUGGAUCAAUGCCGAUCAACAUCGGUACAAGCAAUUCGUCGCCUUCCGGGUCGGCGAGAUACAAGAGUUGACGAGAGUAGCGGACUGGCGAUGGAUUCCGACCAAACUAAAUAUCGCCGACGUGCUGACGAAGUGGGGACAAGGUCCUCCGUUGCAGAGCGACGGAGAAUGGUUCAACGGACCGGCGUUCCUGUAUCGGCCGCAAGACCAGUGGCCAACCCAAGAAGCGUUCUUUGAAGAGACGGACGAGGAAGCAAGAGGUAUCGUGUUGUUCCACGGAGCGAUCGACGUCAACCCGAUUUCCCGUUGGACGAAGUUGCUGAGGGUGACAGCGAGUGUGGUGCGCUUCAUCGACAACUGCCGGCGAAAAUGUAGAGGAGAGCCGAUAGUGACCACGUGGGCUACGGCGAAACAGCGGCAGCUAACCCAACACGUUGCGGCCAACUAUCCGUCGGUGAAAGCCCCACUGGGCCAAGAAGAGCUUCGACGGGCGGAGACAAUCCUAUGGCGUCAAGCACAGUGGGACAGUUUCCCGGACGAAAUGAGUGCGCUCACAAACAAUGUGGAGCGCCAGCCGGGUGGCCCAAUUUCGGUCGUCAAGAAAUGCAGUCCGAUCUACAAGAGCUCGCCGGUGCUGGACGAUGAAGGUGUGCUGCGGAUGGACGGGCGGCUCGCAAACGCGGAUGAGAGCUCUUUCGACAAAAGACAUCCGAUAAUCCUGUCCCGGUCCCACGAAGUAACGCAAAAGCUGAUCCAGUACUAUCACGAGCAGUUCGGACAUGCCAAUUUGGAGACCGUGUUCAACGAGAUGCGGCAGCGGUUCCAGAUACCGAAAAUGCGACCGGCGAUACAGCAGGUUGUGAGCAAGUGCGUCUGGUGCAAAGUGAACAAGUGCCGGUCGCUUUCUCCGAGGAUGGCCCCACUUCCAGUGGAACGAGUAACGUCCCACCUUCGGCCAUUCAGCUCCGUGGGCCUUGACUACCUAGGUCCGGUAGAGGUUGCGGUCGGUCGGCGAAAGGAGAAGCGAUGGGUAGCGGUCUUCACCUGCAUGGCCGUGCGGGCGGUGCACCUUGAGGUCGCCCAUAGUCUCACGACGGAGUCCUGUCGGAUGGCCAUCGCUCGGUUCUGUAGCAAAUUCGGCAAACCGAACAAUAUCUUCUCCGAUAAUGCCACUUGCUUUCGGGGAGCAAGCAACGAGAUGGAGAAAAUCAAUAAAGAAUGCGCGGAGGGUGUUAGCAGUUCAUCAACCGCCUGGCACUUCAUUCCGCCCGCAACGCCGCAUAUGGGUGGCGUCUGGGAGCGGAUGGUACGGUCGGUGAAGCAAGCCAUGCGCGCACUCGACGAUGGACGAAGGCUGACGGACGAGAUCCUGGCGACAACACUGACGGAGGCGGCCGACAUGAUCAACACGCGGCCACUAACCUAUUUGCCGCAGGACUCGACCGAAACGGAAGCACUGACGCCGAACCACUUCCUCCGAGGAACGGUGUCUGGUGCGGACGUGAAAUUGGAGGAAUCAGCCACAUCCGCAGAAGCUCUGCGGAACUUAUACAAGCGUUCCCAAUAUCUCGCAGACCGCAUGUGGGAACGUUGGAGCAAGGAAUACCUUCCUACGAUCAACCGACGGUCGAAAUGGUUCGACGAUCAACAGCCGCUCCAAGAGGGCGACUUGGUCUUCGUAGUCGACGGCAAAAACCGGAAGUGCUGGAGACGCGGCGUCAUCGAGGCAGUCAUCCAGGGCUCGGAUGGCCGAGUCCGACAGGUAGACGUUAGGACCGCCGACGGUAAGGUACAGCGACGAGGCGUGGUAAAUUUGGCGGCACUGGAGGUAAGGUAAAUCCGGGAAUGCCGGAUGUUACGGGCUGGGGUGUUACGAUGCCGCAUUAAAAUAAGUUUUCUUGGAUUUCUGGGCCGGUCUAAUAAUGGACCCGUCUAACCGCAGCAUAACUACCGCAACAUGACAGUACGCGUGUAGUAGUAGUGGUAGGUGGAGAGAUGAAAUAAAGCUAAUGCAGAAGAAAAAUGUAAAUAAACGAAAAACGAAGAGAUCAAUCUUUCGCCAUUGCAAUCAAGUUGUAAAACAAAAUUGUUUGCUAAGUUAGCUAGUGUAACAAAAAUUAGUUUAAUCGCUUUAACAACUGGCUUUCAGUUACAAUUGAGUGUGGAUAUCGUCGGAUAGUGUUCAGUUCUUGGUUCGGUUGAAUUCUCGACCAGUGGCUGAUAAAAAUCAUCCCUAUAAGAUCGUGGUAAAAUUGUCGUUUCGAAGAGCUAGACACGUAAAACCGUCAUAUCCAGCGGAGCAACAUUAGGGUAGUUGUACCAGUGUUCGACACCCUAGAGAAGUGCCCAAAGAAUAAAAGGAAACCACUUUAUUGUGAGUAGACAUAGUUAGGUUUUUGAAAAUAGUUUAUAUUAAUGAAAAAUAAAUAAUAUUAUAGUUUGAGCGUUGCUACAAAAAUCGUAAGCUGCUACUGAAAUUUGGUUUCCCUUCGGGAACAAACACUUAUACGCUUAAUACGAUUCAUGUAAAAUUUGAACUCCUUAUGAACCAAAUUGUGCACAGUAAUUUUAGAUGCAAAAGAAGAUUGGAAAAAACUUUA